Nematolebias whitei (Rio pearlfish) is the source of this 1128-nucleotide messenger RNA. Its product is annotated as fat storage-inducing transmembrane protein 1. Lineage: Eukaryota; Metazoa; Chordata; Actinopteri; Cyprinodontiformes; Rivulidae. Gene Ontology annotation, cellular component: endoplasmic reticulum membrane. Gene Ontology annotation, biological process: phospholipid biosynthetic process; lipid droplet organization; lipid storage. The transcript is spliced from 2 exons. Bases 155 to 1099 code for a protein of 314 amino acids. The record is from RefSeq and is a predicted model, not a curated record.
GCUGGUGUCCUUGAAAAUAAAGGCACGGUUGACAGCAGCCGUCUCCUCUUUCAGUUGGAGGGGGGCGGUUUAAGGGUGAAGGUGACGCAGGGGCUGUAUUUUUAUAAACCUUGCUGCCUGCCUGGAAUAAACCGCUAGGAAAACGCAGAUCUGCAUGGACCCAAAGACCGGAAAGCCCUCGAGCGGCCUCCUGUCGGAACUGGAGAAGUUGCAGAAGAUGACCGCAGAGCUGGCGGUUCCGGGCCGACUCGUCCUCGCGCCCCUGAACGCUGCACUGGAGCUCCUCACAAACUUCCUGGCCUGGGUUCUAGGGAGCGGCCCGGUCCGAAGGCAUUUCCACCUGGUGCUGUCCGGGCUGGUCGUCUUCGGGCCGGUUCUGAGCCUCUGGGUGUCCAAGUACAGUAUUUUUGCGAACAGCCACCACUACCUGUACAGGAAGUUCCUCAGGUCCACUUGGGGCUGGACCUGCACCCUCACCGGCUCCUUCCUCCUCCUCCUCUCCUUCUCGGCCCGUCGCUCCCCCUCUCUUUCCCUGCGCCACCUCUCCAGGAUUGGGUUGGCAGGCUUGCUGUGGUGGUGCUGUCUGCGCCUCCUGACCCUGCUGGAGGAUGCGUCGGGGGCCUGUUACGAACCCGUGGGCCCCGCCCAGGACGCCUCUUCAGCGCAGCCUCUCCUGCUCCUCCACGAAGACCAGACCAAAGCCUCGUGCCUCAGAGCCAACAUGGUGUGGCGAGGGUACGAGGUUUCCCAGGACACCCUCGUUCUGUGUCUGUGCUGCCUGCUCAUCGUGGAGGAAAUGUCCGUCUUCGGCCGUCACCUGGCCCAGGAGAAGCACCUCCACAGGUCGCCUGGGGCCCCAUUGAGACUCCUCUUCCUUUUUUGUGUAACCCUGCUCUUCAUAUGGAUGUUCUUGCUUUUGUGCGUGCUGGCGUACUUCCCCGCCUGGCCAUCCCAGCAGCUGGGCGGAGCGCUGGGCUACCUGGGCUGGAGGGGACUCUAUCAGGGGUGGUUCAGACUCCCACCGAGCUGGGGCUCACCUGGUUCACCAGGAGAGGAACUUUUUCCCUCCACAAGCUCCGACAGAGUUAAUCACACUUGACUUUCUACAAAUAAACAGCUGAAGGCUAA